Triticum dicoccoides is the source of this 390-nucleotide messenger RNA. Its product is annotated as auxin-responsive protein IAA14-like. Gene Ontology annotation, cellular component: nucleus. Gene Ontology annotation, biological process: regulation of DNA-templated transcription. The record is from RefSeq and is a predicted model, not a curated record. The coding region runs from base 1 to 390 and encodes 129 amino acids. The transcript has 3 exons. NCBI's taxonomy places the organism in Eukaryota, Viridiplantae, Streptophyta, Magnoliopsida, Poales, Poaceae.
AUGGCGGCGCGGCGGGACAUCGGCAAGAGGGCGCGCACCACCGGCACGGUCGACGCUGAACUGCGGCUCAGCCCGCCGGGCUAUGGUGGCGGUGCUUGCACGGACAACAAGUACGUGAAGGUCAGCGUGGAAGGAGCCCAGUACCAGCGGAAGGUGGACCUGGGGGCGUACGGAGGGCACGCGGAGCUCAGGGCGGCGCUCCUGGGCCUGGCCGGCCAGAUGCUGGGCCUGAUUGCUUGGUGUAGUUCUCGUGACAUGGUCGUGGCCUACGAGGACAAGGACGACAACAUCUUGCUCGCCGGCGACCUCCCGUGGGACAUGUUCGUCUCCGACUGCAGGAGCGUCAGGAUUAUGAGACAAUUGGCGAUGAUGACCAAGACAAACGGCUAG